Molecule: messenger RNA, 1982 nt
Organism: Anopheles coluzzii
Lineage: Eukaryota; Metazoa; Arthropoda; Insecta; Diptera; Culicidae
Product: pickpocket protein 28-like
Exons: 5
Coding region: 183-1781 (532 amino acids)
Biological process (GO): sodium ion transmembrane transport
Cellular component (GO): membrane
Molecular function (GO): ligand-gated sodium channel activity
Source: RefSeq, a predicted model, not a curated record
CAUAUCAUGCGACUACAAAAAAAACUACUAAUUGAUGCCUUCGGAAGGCUAAACGCAUACAUAAAUACACCAUGAUACGCAAUCCUUCGACAGCACUAGUCAUUCGGUCAGCAGCACCGUUUGCAGUCAGCCAUAUUCGGAGUUUGUGUGCUUGAGUGAACGUGUUUCUCUGUUGGCGACCGAUGGCAAAACACAACAAACGAUUGCGUCGAUCCGUCCGGGUGGAAGUGUUCCGCGAGUACUGUGCCAACAGCUCCAUCCACGGUGUACGUUACUUCAACCGUGAUGAACGAACGGCUUGUGAACGAUUCUGGUGGCUAGUGGUCUUUCUGCUUUCGUUGCUGGGCUGUGGCGUGAUGAUACACAAGACGUACGAGAAAUGGAAUCAGGCUCCAAUCAUUGUUACCUUUUCGGAGAAACCCACUCCAGUUUGGGAUAUUCACUUCCCAGCUGUAACGAUCUGUCCUGAGACGAAGGUUGCAGCGAGUAGUCUUAACUUCACAGCCGAAAUCAAUGUUCUUGCAAACGAUACCCAUUACGGUAACGAAGCAUCGGAACGAAAAUCUAGGUACGGCUCAAAAAGGAGAGUACUACUGUAUGGCAUUAAACUUCUCUCGGUUUCUUCUGCAGUAGUGUUGAACGAAUUAAAGCCGCAGCGCAGCUGUCGCCUGGCCUUACCAUGGCGCACAACAGUUGCUUUAUGUUAUUACGGUACCGAUUUCACGGAGUGUGAGAAUCAGCUAAAAGUAACGCUCACCGAGGAGGGUAUUUGCUACACGUUUAACAUGCUGCCUGACAGGGAAAUCUUUCGUAAAAAUGCCAUGCACACUGACUACAUUUACACGCGGAAUUGGUACAUUUUUCCCGGAUUUCAGCCACCUGCACCUUCGUACGCUCGAGAUGCAGGAUUGCAUGCAGGUCUUACGUUAUAUUUGGCGCAAAAAAAUGAGGACACAGAUUAUCUGUGCACGGGCUACUCGCAAGGAUAUAAACUAAAGAUCCAUAGUAUAGAUGAGUAUCCGCAUAUGGCAAAACGCAACCUGCGCCUACCACUCGGACACGAGAUCUCGAUCGCUCUCAAGCCGCAAAUGAUCGUUACCUCUCCGUCGGCCGCUGACUAUAGCUGGGAGAAGCGUCAGUGCUUCUUCAAUCACGAGCGUCACCUUCGCUACUUCCAGAUCUACAAUCAGGAAAACUGUGAGCUAGAGUGCUUAACCAACGUGACGCGCGCAAUGUGUGGAUGUGUGCGCUUUUCGAUGCCAAGAUCAAACGACACAAAGGUCUGCACACUUUCAAUGUGGCAUUGUAUGUACCGCUCAAAGUGGUUCUUACGCCCGAUUCCCGGUCUUAAGCGACAACCUCACAGAGUGAUUCUUGAAAUGGUGAAAAACUGCAACUGUCUGCCAGCGUGCAGUUCGGUUUCUUACGACGUGGAAAUGGCCCAAACUUCGCUCGAUAUGGAAAAGUUCCGACUGGCAAACAAUGAGCUACCGCGCGAUCAUUUGGACAAGUUUACCAUCACAACACUAGCGAUCUACUUCAAGGAGUCGUACUUUAUCUCUUCGAAGCGAUCGGAGCUGUACGGAUGGGUAGACUUUCUGGCGAACUGUGGUGGACUGUUAGGUUUGUUCAUGGGUGUGAGCAUUCUUAGUUUGUUGGAGAUAUGUUACUUCAUUACGAUUCGACCAUUUUCGGUUAGAAGUAGAAUAGCAAGUGCUGAAAAGCGCAAAUCGAACGAAGUCCAGAAUGCCAUGCUUCCAGUUAUCUGCAAACCUGAGUAGAUGUUUACGUCGUCGGAAUAUGUUCAUCAAUUACACAAUCUGGUGUAGAAUUCAGCAGCUAAAACGCAGUAGCAAGGAAUUGAUUUGGUUUUCCUUACGUCUGGUGAUUAAUAUUAUGUCCAGCUAGUCAAUAUAUAUUGAUAGCAGCAUCAAAUAGAGAGAUUUAACAAAUCGUUAGUUUAAUAUUGAACUUAUUUUCUG